AUGUCGACCUCGCCAAGAGUCUUCGUAACCGGAGUUUCGGGGUACGUCGGCGGACACACUGUCUUGCGAAUCUUUGAAAACCAUCCAGAGUGGCAUGUCGUUCUCCUAGUCCGAAACGAAGAGCAAAAGAAAAUCGUGCUUGCGAAAUGGCCACAAGCGGAAGUUGUCAUUGGCGAAUUGGAUGACAAGGACUUGCUGAUUAGCCAAGGCUCGAAGGCAGAUGUCGUGCUUCAGACAGCAUCUGCCGAUCAUAUUCCUGGGGUUCUCGCGCUCAUUGAGGGUCUUAGCCAGAAGAAACCCACUCCUGGCUAUUUCCUUCAAGUCACUGGAACUGGCAUGCUGAAUGAUGUUCCAAACGGAUUCGGUUACCCAUCCGACAAGAUCUAUCACGAUAUUGCUGAUCUAGCUGAACUCACUUCGCUGCCGCUUGAAAACCACGUUCAUCGCGAUGUCGAGAAGGCCGUUCUCGAGGCACAAAAGAAGUUCGGUGUUCCAACAGCAAUCGUGUCUCCACCCUUGAUUCAUGGUAUUGGCAAGGGACCAAUCAAGACUCGCAGUAUUCAGAUCCCGUUUAUGGCAGAGUCUGUCUUGAAAAGGGGUAAAGGUUUUCAGAUACUUGAGGGUCAAAAUAUUUGGGAUGCUACUCAUAUCGACGACGUAGCUUCAGCUUUCAUCCUCCUCACUGAAGAAGCAUUGAAGCCCAACGGUGGAAAGGCCCAGUGGGGCGACGAUGGCUACUAUUUCGCGGGUGGACCACAGUUUAAAUGGGGAGAAGUCGCAGCGACAAUCGCAAACUCGGCUUUCAAGGAUGGAUUGAUCAAGUCUGCCGAAAUCGACAAGCUCUCCGUCGCAGAAACUUCAGCACUUCACCCAUGGGCUCCCCUUAUUUGGGGAGGCAAUUGCAGAAGUCGAUCUGAUAGACUCCAUCAGCUUGGUUGGAAACCACAAGGACCGAGUGUCUUCGAGAGCAUCCCAUCAAUGGUGCAAGCGGAAGCCAAGACAUUAGGCACCCAGUCUUCAAAGACCACGUUCGACAAGUAAAUAGCAAUGUUCAGUGUGACGUGGAGUAAUGAUCGUAGAAGGAUGAGCAAGGGAAAUGGGUGUAGCUAGGAAUUUCAAUGUUAC
Messenger RNA from Mollisia scopiformis, 1125 nucleotides. Its product is annotated as NAD(P)-binding protein. The coding region runs from base 1 to 1041 and encodes 346 amino acids. Lineage: Eukaryota; Fungi; Ascomycota; Leotiomycetes; Helotiales; Mollisiaceae. The record is from RefSeq and is a predicted model, not a curated record. The transcript has 5 exons.